This is a messenger RNA of Ectocarpus siliculosus, 166 nucleotides long. NCBI's taxonomy places the organism in Eukaryota, Phaeophyceae, Ectocarpales, Ectocarpaceae. The record is from the annotation of a GenBank genome assembly.
GUACAAGAUUAUCGCCGCAAUCGGCGUUAAGAUCGCCAAGAUCACUCCGUCCCGUGGUUUCGCGAUCGAGCUCGGUUCCGCCAUGACGGUAAUCUUCGGCACCCGGCUCGAGAUCCCCCUCUCCACCACCCAUUGCCAGAAGCCUGAAAACCGUCCAAGCGUUUGA